This is a messenger RNA of Geosmithia morbida, 1689 nucleotides long. Its product is annotated as WSC domain. Gene Ontology annotation, molecular function: hydrolase activity, hydrolyzing O-glycosyl compounds. Lineage: Eukaryota; Fungi; Ascomycota; Sordariomycetes; Hypocreales; Bionectriaceae. The transcript has a single exon. Gene Ontology annotation, biological process: glucan catabolic process. The record is from RefSeq and is a predicted model, not a curated record. Bases 1 to 1689 code for a protein of 562 amino acids.
AUGGCCUACUCUCUCUCCACCUCCUACGUGGGCGAGUCCCUCCUCUCGGGCUUCAACUGGUUCGACAGGGCCGACCCUUCCAACGGCUUCGUGUCUUACCAGAACCGCCAGUCAGCCGAAGAGAUGGGCCUCGUAUCCGUCGACACCACCACCAACGCUACCCGCCUGGGCGUCGACCACACCAACACCUACGCCCUCGACCAGGGCCGCCCCUCCAUCCGCCUCGAGAGCAAGGAGACGUACGACCACGGUCUCUUCAUCGCCGACUUCUCGCACAUGCCCCCCUCCCAAUGCGGCCUGUGGCCCGCCUUCUGGGCCUACGGCGCCGACUGGCCUCGGGGCGGCGAGCUCGACAUCAUCGAGGGCGCCAACACGGCCCACGCCAACAUCAUCUCCGCCCACACCGCCGACGGCUGCUCCCAGGACAGCUCCCAGGACGGCCUGUACGCCGGCGACCAGCACAGCAAGGACUGCUCCAUCGGCUCCGACAACAUCGGAUGCCGCUACGACCUGCCCGACGACGACGUGACGUCGUACGGCGACUCCUUCAACGCCGUCCUCGGCGGCGUCUACGCCAUGAAGUGGGACAGCGACCACAUCAGCGUCUGGCACUUCUCCCGCGGUGAGGUCCCCGGCGACAUCUCGGACAAGAGGCCCGACCCGUCCUCGUGGGGCCUGCCCGACGCCCUCUUCGGCGGCGCCAGCUGCGACGUCGACAAGUUCUUCAGCAACAUGAGCCUGGUCAUCAACAUCAACUUCUGCGGAGACUACGGCAAUGCCGCCUGGGGCGCCGAAGACAGCUGCGACACCUACGCCGAUACCUGCUCCGAGUACGUGGCCAACCACCCGGACGCCUUCGAGAACGCCUACUGGGACGUCAACUACAUCGAUGCCUACCAGUGGAAUCACGAUGCCACCACUCCCACCCCGACUUCUACGUCAUCUUCGUCCGCCUCUCCCACUUCUUCCUCGUCUUCGUCUUCUUCUUCCUCCGGUGCCUCCUCUUCCGCUGCGACCACUUCCACCGUAAUCGCCCCCACCACCCCUGGCUCCUCCGCCACCGUCCCCGGCUCGCCGACCACGGCCGCUGCCACGGCCACGGCCACGGCCACCAACCCGGUGACGGUCAACCGCUUCUCGCACCUGGGCUGCUUCGGCUCGACCUCGUCCUUCGGCUGCUUCGACGCCACGGCCAGCAACGACGCCAUGACCGUCGAACUGUGCACGUCCCAGUGCGCCGGGCACGUGUACGCCGCCGUCUCGGGCACCGAGUGCUACUGCUCCGACGCCCUGGACGACCACACCCGCGCCGCCGCGUCCGCCGCGGACGGCACCGACGCCCAGUGCGACCAGCCCUGCCCCGGAGACGGCUCCGAGCUCUGCGGCUCCCAGUCUGACCACCUCAUGAACGUCUACGGCGCCGUCCAGGACGAGACGCGCUCCGUGAACCCCCCUCCCAUGGCCACCACCCCGCCCAAGUGGCAGGACUCGCCCGACGGCGGCGACGGAGAGGGCGUCGCCACAGCCACCGCCACCGCCUUCACCACCAUCUGCCCCCCCUCGGCUACGGCCAACAACGGCACUGCCGUCAUCACCAGCGUGCCUAUCGCCGGGGUUUCCGGUACUGUUCCUUCAUCAGUCUUGACUCUUGUUUCUGUCGCUCUGACAGGUCUGCUGUUUGCUCUCUGA